Alligator mississippiensis (American alligator) is the source of this 4989-nucleotide messenger RNA. Its product is annotated as olfactory receptor 2D3-like. Gene Ontology annotation, cellular component: membrane. Bases 122 to 2014 code for a protein of 630 amino acids. Lineage: Eukaryota; Metazoa; Chordata; Crocodylia; Alligatoridae. Gene Ontology annotation, molecular function: olfactory receptor activity; G protein-coupled receptor activity. The transcript is spliced from 3 exons. The record is from RefSeq and is a predicted model, not a curated record. Gene Ontology annotation, biological process: G protein-coupled receptor signaling pathway.
CCGCAUCCUGCAGGGCCAGGCCUUCGUCUUCCUGGCCUUCCUCGCCAUCUACCUCAUCACCCUGCUGGGGAACUGCCUGAUCCUCACCCUCAUCGUGCUGGAUCCCCAGCUGCACAGCCCCAUGUACUUCUUCCUCGGCCACCUCUCCUUCCUGGACAUGAGCUACUCCUCUGUCACCGUGCCCAAGAUCCUUGUUAACUUUGUACACCAGCGAGAGACCAUCUCCUACCGGGAGUGCAUGGCACAGAUGUUCUUCCUCAUGACCUGUGCAGGAACGGAGUGUGCGCUGCUCACCGUCAUGGCCUUUGACCGGUACGCGGCCAUCUGCAAACCCCUGCACUACACUUGCAUCAUGAGCAAGAAGGUGUGUAUCCCACUGGCCUCGGCCUGCUGGCUCUGGGGCAUCCUGGACUCGGCCAUCCACACCUUCCUGACCACCGACGUCUCCUUCUGUGGAGCCAACCAGAUCCACCACAUCUUCUGCGACGUCCCUCCCCUGCUGAAGAUCGCCUGCAGCGACACCUACAUCAACGAGAUGGCUCUUCAUGCUGCCAGCAUCUUUGUAAGCCUGAGCCCAUUUCUGCUCGUCCUCAUCUCGUACGUCUACAUCCUAGCGGCCAUCCUCCGCAUCCGCUCCAAAAUGGGCAGGCGCAAAGCCUUCUCCACCUGCACCUCCCACCUGGUCGUGGUCAUCAUCUACUUUGGGAUGGCCAUCCUGAACUACAACCGGCCCAGCACCGGCUAUUCCCUGGAGGUGGAAACGCUGAUCUCCACGCUCUACUGCAUCAUCGCCCCCAUGCUCAACCCCCUCAUCUACAGCCUCCGCAACCAGGACGUGAGGGGGGCCUUGAAGAAGGUGCUUGGGCACAAGAGGAGGGACUGUGUUUCCACACAUGGGGAAUCAGGGCCAGGUAGCAGCUUUGGCCGGAUCGAGGCAGAAACCCGGCCCAGAGCUCCGGAUCGGAUCGUGGCCAUCCGAAGCAGCCGGAUCCGAAGCCGGAUCGGAUCGCUGCCUGCUCGCACAGGCGUAGCUGCCACCGGCCCCAUGGACGGGGCGAACCAGACACAGGUGACAGAGUUCGUCUUCCUGGGCUUCUCCCGCGUCCUGCAGGGCCAGGCCUUCGUCUUCCUGGCCUUCCUCGCCAUCUACCUCAUCACCCUGCUGGGGAACUGCCUGAUCCUCACCCUCAUCGUGCUGGAUCCCCAGCUGCACAGCCCCAUGUACUUCUUCCUCGGCCACCUCUCCUUCCUGGACAUGAGCUACUCCUCUGUCACCGUGCCCAAGAUCCUCAUCAACUUUGUACGCCAGCGGGAGACCAUCUCCUACCGGGAGUGCAUGGCACAGAUGUUCUUCCUCAUGACCUGCGCAGGAACGGAGUGUGCGCUGCUCACCGUCAUGGCCUUUGACCGGUACGCGGCCAUCUGCAAACCCCUGCACUACACCCGCAUCAUGAGCAAGAAGGUGUGUGUCCCACUGGCCACGGCCUGCUGGCUCUGGGGCAUCCUGGACUCGGCCAUCCACACCUUCCUGGCCACUGACAUCUCCUUCUGUGGAGCCAACCAGAUCCACCACAUCUUCUGCGACGUCCCUCCCCUGCUGAAGAUCGCCUGCAGCGACACCUACAUCAACGAGAUGGCUCUUCAUGCUGCCAGCAUCUUUGUAAGCCUGAGCCCAUUUCUGCUCGUCCUCAUCUCGUACCUCUACAUCGUGGCAGCCAUCCUCCGCAUGCACUCCAGAAUGGGCAGGCGCAAAGCCUUCUCUACCUGCACCUCCCACCUGGUCGUGGUCAUCGUCUACUUUGGGAUGGCCAACCUCAACUACAACCGGCCCAGCACCGGCUAUUCCCUGGAGGUGGACACGCUGAUCUCCACGCUCUACUGCAUCAUCACCCCCAUGCUCAACCCCCUCAUCUACAGCCUCCGCAACCAGGACGUGAGGGGGGCCUUGAAGAAGGUGCUUGGGCACAAGAGGAGGGACUGUGUUUCCACACAUGGGGAAUCAGGGCCAGGUUAGGGUCAUGCCUAGGAGGUGAGUCCUGGUCCACCAGGACAUUCAAGAAGCUUAUCAUCAUGAUUCAUGGAAAAUUACUGACUUGACUCUCUUAGGUUAUAAAAAGGUAUCGUCAAAUGAGCCGGACGAACCGUGACAGGAUGUUUCCAGCACAACUAAUCCACUUCACGGGGUCAACCAUACAUUGCCCCUUGUCCCGCCUUGGGCAGGGAACCGAGGCAGGACAAUGUGCCACAUGUUCCCUACUUACAGAGAUGUGCCUCAGAGAGCUCCUGGGGCACGGUUACAUGUGGGACCCCAGCUUCCUCCGCUCGCAGAGACCCACACCAGGGCAUCUCUGAGGUGCAUUUCUAAGCGAGGAAAGCCAGGUAGGCACUCCUGGGGUUUAUGGGGCCUGAUCCUAAAUGGGAAUUCCCAGGGCAUGCAGGAUCAGGCCCCUCAAGUCCUGAGACCCCAGCCUAGCUCUGGGCUGCCUGCGCUCUCACACUGGACAGCAAAAAAACCAUCAGCUGUAACAGGAACUACGACCACCUUUCCUGCAGCCACAGAUUCUGGGCAGUUGUGGCGGGACAAGGAGUAUGGACAUCUGUGCAUUUGGCCUUCUGAAAUGGCAGCAAAAAAGGCAACGUCUGUGUCCACCUUUAUGGAGAACGUGACCCUCUCCGGGAAUGGGAGCUUGCAGAAGAAGGGCCUCUCCAUGGGGGUCAGCACUUUGCCUCGUCUGCCUCGAGACAGGAUGGGCCAGAGACACCUCUGUGGAAAUGACCAAAGCCCCUCACUCCACUGCUGGCCUCCACAUCCUGCUGUUUGCUCUCAGGCAAUGUCAGUGAGGGGCACUGCACAUCCCAGGAAUAAGCCAGUGUGCGGCUUCUCCUGGAAUUAUCUCCUCUCAGGAGAUGUCACAUCCAUGAAGGAGCCAUGCUGCCUUCUCCUGCUCCGUGGCAGACCCCAGCUGUGUGCAUGACUCCCCCGGGUGUCAAAUCUGCCAUGCGUGUUGCUGACUGCUCCAAGUGCAGCAGACGGCAAUGCAUCAGAAGCUGAGCUCCAGACCCUAGACUGCAACCCCGUUAGCCUUUUAGCCCUUUUUUGGGCACAAUCAGCACUCAGGGCACCAGGAACCUCAGCCAGGAAGAGGAAGUUUGGCCCGGUCAUGAAAAUUGUCAGAGGCUGGGCUGUGAUUGCACCUCCUGCUUCCCAACGGCCUGGGUCUGCAUUGAGGGGCAGCUGUGCUCUCCAACAUGCAUGGGGGCCGAUUCCCUCUGGGAAGAGGGAAACCCAUGGACUGGGUGUGGGCACUGGGUCUAUGACCCAGAUACCUUCUUCCGGGAGGACCCGAACCCUCAGACUGGCCACAACUUCUCCAUUCCAUAAGAGGUGAAUUUUAUUGAUGUACACUGAUAGCACGUAAGAAUAAUGCAAACAACUCUUUAUCUAUGAGUCCUGGAGCUGUCAGAGAAGGAAGGUACAUCAGACAGUACGUGAGCUUCAACCUGAGGUUUUCUCUUGAAUGUCAUGCAUCAGCAGCUUGGAGUUUGAAGACCAAGGCCCACCCCACUCCAUGGGGGUGGGUGAGGGGCUGCUGGUGUGCCCCCUUUCUAUGGUGGCCUCGGAUUCCCCUCUUGGGGACACUUUUGCAUCCUUUCUGCCUGCUGAUGACUCUUCACCUCUGGGCCAUGUUGAUUGGUCUCCCUGGGGUCCAUGAUCUGUCCUGUCAGCAUAUUCCUUUGUUCCAACAAACCCAACACAUGUAUACAUCCUAAUUUGGGCUUUUACCAGUUUCUCCUAAUUUGGUCUGUUUCCCAAAGCCAGAAAUCAAGGGCUGUGCAGUUGGGCACUAUGACCAAGCCAACACACCAAAGUCCCUUGUUUCUGUUAUGGAAUAGUGUGGUACAUGUCUUUAAUUUCCCAGCCUCUGUGUCUGCUGGCUCCAGACACCAUAGGCCUUGAAGCAAACCUUGUCAUAAACAGGCUUUUAGAAAUCAAUUAACCCUUGUCAUUGCCCUGUACCAUUAUUGUAAUGCAUAUCUACUUUACUUACAAGCCAGUUUCUAGGAGCAAACCUCUACAUUUUCUAGCCAUCGCAGUGCAGGACUGUUGCAUCCAGGACAGCUCAGACACUUCAGGCCCCUUCUUUGCACUGUCUGCAAUGGGGCUGUGGGGGCCACAGCUCGAUGGGGCCAUGGAACUUGCCUGGCACUUGUAGCUGUGAGAGCAGGACCCAGGGCUUGGGCAGCUAGGGUCUUGAGUGUCAAAGGCCUGGGGCAGCGCAACUUUGAGGCAGGAAUUCCUGUGUCUAAGGAGAGGAGACGCAAGUGAAACCCAAGCAGUGCAGCGAUGAGGAAGCUCUGCCCCCCAGGCUGCUUGGCUGCGUGACAUCUGUCCGCCCAGGGCUGAGAUGUGUCAGGAGGAUUUGAAGCCUCCCCAAGGGGUGCUGCUGCAGGCCAGGCUGGGGAUGAGACUGGGCCGUGCCAAUGCUCCUGCUGGCAUCAACCCUGCAGGGUCCUGGCUGGAGGGUCUUGUCCCGGCACUCAGGCUCAGCCCACACUGCACUGGGGCAGGAAAGGAUUUCCCCCCUGCUCACACUGGUGCGAACUGGGGGGUUUCCCCUUCCUCUGCAGUGGGGGCACGGCCUCAGCCUGGCAGCAGCAGGAUGUUGGCAGUCGCGGCCCCCCUGCUUUCCCGGGGGUAGGGGCAGUGGUGAUGCCUGGAGCUGUGUCAGGGGUAAGGGUAUCUUGUGUAGAGUUUAGACCAGGGGCAGGCAAUUAUUUCAGCUGCAGGGCUGAUUAACAAGUUUUGAUCAGCUGUGAGGGCCACAUGGGUAGCCCCGCCCCGGACAGCUGCCCCACCCCCUGGUUACCAUCUUGGGACUGGGAGUCCCAUCCCAACACAGGAGUCCCUCUUGCCAACGGAAGUUCCUCUCCUUGCUCCAGAAGUUCUCCUUUUAGGAGAGGGUGUUGUCAUCUUGAAACUGGAGAAAA